Molecule: messenger RNA, 396 nt
Organism: Bacillus rossius redtenbacheri
Lineage: Eukaryota; Metazoa; Arthropoda; Insecta; Phasmatodea; Bacillidae
Exons: 1
Coding region: 1-396 (131 amino acids)
Source: RefSeq, a predicted model, not a curated record
AUGCCAAGCAAGAGGGCAGGCAGACGACAUUCCAGGGAGGGCAACCACCAGCCAGCCGAGAAGGUGAAGCCAGGGCAGGAAUAUCAUCUGGGCUACUUCUCUUCAGGCCCAGUGGCGCCUAGUCCGAUCUACAGUCCCCUCCAUUCCUUCGACUUUCCAUCGGUCCCCUAUUCCCCAGAACACCCACCCUCUGCAGCGCCCCUCUUCCCUCAUCCUCCCCAGCUGCUAUCCCCCAUCAAGUCCAGCCCCCCCCUCCUCCCCAUCGACAUUCCCCCCCUUCCGGACCGGCGGCCACCCAAGCCCUACGAGGAGGGCAGCCAGCCCCAGGACCCUCGGCCGCAGCCCAUCUCGGCCAGACUCACUGCCCGCCUGCAGGAACUCUUCGGUAGCGCCUGA